AUGCCGUCUGGUGUCUUGGUGCUGGUCCUGCUGGUGCUGGUGCUGUCCCUGCUGGCCCUGCUGGCCCUGCUGGUGCGGGUGCGCUGCUGCGAGCGAGGGCCGACUGAAACUGCCAGUCUGCCCGACGGCUUUCCCACGCGACGGGCCCGGACAGGGGGGGCGAUGGAUGGGGGCGAACCGUUGUCCUUUCCGAGCCACCGCGUCUUCGACGGCCUGGUGACGUUGGCGACGGGGCAAGAGACGCUGGUCACUGUCGGCGCGCGCGCAAUUCACGACGCCAGAUUGCUUUGGCCCAACAAGCUGGUCGACUGCCUUUUUGCGACUGGCUGCUGCAAGAGGCGCAGAAUUGUCUUGUUGCUUUUGGGCGGCAAAAAGAAAACGUCAAUGGAGGAGGCGGCGGCUGCUGCUGCUGCUGCUGCUGCUGCUGCAUGCAGGUGGUGUCAAGAUCUGGAGAGGAUCAAAGUGCCGGUUCCGUCGUGCGGUCCCUCUUCAACGCUCUGGACAGGUGGGCGUCAUGGCACGUUCAAAUACACCACAUCAGUGCAUCCCAAACAAAAGUUGAGUGCGGAGCAGCCCUAUCCUUGCGCUCAUCUCGCGCUCGCGACACUACAGCUUCACCAUGACCAGGACUAUUCCUGCAAGCAUGCCCCUCCUGGCUGUCAAGGAGCCAGGGCAGUCAUGCGACCUUGUUUGAGGCGUCUGUGGCGCUUUUGUGCACAGAUGAAGAUCCACAACCCGGGCGACAGCACCGUCGCCAACGUAUCGAUUACUCCGGUAUCCGCCAGCAGGCGCAUCAACGGCGGCUCUAUCGCGUCUGGACCGGUGGGCCAUGGUGGAACGUGUCAGCUGGUCGCUCACGUCGCCAUUGUUGCCAGCACUGCCAGGGCGGGCUCGCUCUCCCUUCCAUACACGGCGAGCGGCCAUGUAGAAUUGGAAUUGCAUUGCAAACAUGGCCAGGACGGCGACUCAGCGGUUCCUGGAGAAAUGCUGGGAUUGGGAGAGCAUGGGCCAGUUUGGAAGAGCCAUGGAAGGCCGCUAGAAGGAACAAAGGCACGGUGCAUAAGACGUGUCCUAGCCAUGCAGCGGGCGACAAGUCUGCGUGCCGGCAAAGGGCCCAAGCACGAAUGUGGGUUUGAGACAGCAGAAAGAAGCAUAGCAUUCUCAAUCCCGAAGACGUCUGGCUCUGCUGCAGGGCAGCCUAUUGGCGAGGCUUGUCCAGAAUGGCGGAGGCUGGGGGACGCCCUUCUGUCCUGUGAGACGGCCGUCGACGCCCCUGAAGCUCCGUGGAAACACUUUGGGCUCACGAACGACGCGCCUUUCCCACACCCCACGAAGCCGCCACACAGCUGUAACCCCCAGAAACACCUGCGACAGGCGGCACGUGGUGCGUUCUCGGGCAAGGGCACCACGGCUACGCUGUCUGAAUCUCCCACCGACAUUUCAAAACAUUUGGGCCAUUUAGUUGUAGUUGCGGUGAAGGAGUCGUGGACUGGCACUGGGCUGCUUGGGGCACUCGGUAUGCUUCCGCUAGAUCCGUCUGUGCUUGCGCGUCCCACCCCGGCCAAAGUAUCUGCCGGGGCCCACCAGUCCCAGCCUCACUAUGUUUCGAUCAUCGACACACGUACCCCCUAA
Messenger RNA from Bipolaris sorokiniana ND90Pr, 1632 nucleotides. RefSeq lists its product as uncharacterized. Lineage: Eukaryota; Fungi; Ascomycota; Dothideomycetes; Pleosporales; Pleosporaceae. The record is from RefSeq and is a predicted model, not a curated record. Bases 1 to 1632 code for a protein of 543 amino acids. The transcript is spliced from 6 exons.